CGCUUCGAGGCGAGCGAGGCAAUGAUGUGCACGAAGUAUUAUCCCUUAUUACACGAUCUGCUUCCGCGCCGGCCACACGUACAUUAGUUGUCACCCGACCUCUUUUGUCGAAUGCAGAGCGAAGUGUUAGCUUGUUUACAUCUAAAUGCUGGAGCGAUGCAUAGAGCGUUAUUUAGCGCUAUUGUGUCAUCGACCGUGCGUCGAUUAUCUCUGAAUUGCGAGUGAUUCACGGACAAUGUACGCGACUGUGUUUUUGCUGAAACUUUUUGUGAACUUGUGAACUUUACGAUCGGUCAAGUGAUCUGGUUAGCGUAAUUGAACUGUGACAUAUUUCUGCUCUUAGACUCAGUGUGCCAUUUUCGAGUGUCAAAGUGAACUCUACACGGAGAAAAACUUAGAAAUAGGCAUUGAGAUAUUUUUUUUAUGGACUUAGAAAAAAUUCUUGAGAGGAAGAAAGUUUGCACAGUGAUUUUUCCGACUCCGGAAUAUUGAAUAUAUUCAUAGCAUAAUAAACCAUCAAAAUAUUGGAGUAAACAAAAUUGACGGAAACGGAAAAAUUUGUUUAGCUCCAUAAACAUAAAAAGCUGUGGGAGAGGAAACCCAAACGCGCACGAGCAUUUAUGCAUACAAAACAAACCGCAAUCUGUCCACGCUUCUUCCGUAGAAAAAGGCGUUGUGAGAGACAAAGAUGGCUAUAGCAUUCAACUUGCCGAGUGAAAGAGAGGCAGCAGAGGAGAACUUUUCACGAUUGAACCGGCUCCUCGCCGAGUUGUACGAGGUUUUAUGCCACAUCUUGGUAUCACGGCAACCUGGCCAAGAAGCCCAGGAGAGCCGGCGAGAUCGUCCAUACUCCGAAUCCGACAUCGAAAGACAACCACCGCCAGUCCAACAGUGUCGCCGCUCAGCUUCAUCCCCCCCACUAACAUUAACCUUCGACAGCGACCUUGAAGACGACGUGUUCCUCCCAAGAUCAGACCCCGGGAACGACAGGUUCUCUACCACUAACCUAGAGAUAUUCAGAUAUGGAAGGACACCUGCCGGGGUGUUAUUAAGUCCAAGGAGGGAGAGGUCUUUCAACUUUUCGGUGACCAGCGAGAAGCAUUGGCGGGAUAAGGGAGGGACAGACGUCGCAGAUGGUGUUAUGGAUGCUGAUGUUACCGAUGCAGCUUCUCCGGAAUCGGUGUUUGAUAAGGAUUCAACGUCAGAAAGUUCAAUAUUUUCGUCAAUACUGCCAGAUAAAUUAUCUGGUUCGAUUUGCACUGCUGUUUUAUGCUUGGUCGGUUGGAAGCUUCUCUGCAAUAAGCGGUGAAGUAAAUUUUAAGUAUUUGCUUGAUUAUUCUCACCGUUACAAUGCGUACAACGAUAUUUAAUCAACGUAUUUUUAUCGUACGUUUUUUUGUAAAUUUUAUAAACGUUAUAAUUAAAUACCCAACUUAUACAUAAAUAUAGACAAAUAAAAGUACCAUGUGAUGUACUUUUAGAAUCUGUCACUUACGAAUAA
Pararge aegeria (speckled wood butterfly) is the source of this 1501-nucleotide messenger RNA. RefSeq lists its product as uncharacterized. Bases 689 to 1309 code for a protein of 206 amino acids. The record is from RefSeq and is a predicted model, not a curated record. Lineage: Eukaryota; Metazoa; Arthropoda; Insecta; Lepidoptera; Nymphalidae. The transcript has 3 exons.